AUGAUUUCGAGACGGAGAAGUUACACAUUGAGAGAGACGAGUUAUGAUGGAACAAAGAGUGAUACAGAUACGGAUGAAAAUACAACAAUGUCACCAUCGUCGUCGAUUUUUCAAUCAAAGAAGAAGAAUUAUAAAAAGUGGACAAACGAAGAAGAUCAGAAACUUCGUGAGGGUCGCGAACGUUUUGGUGAGAAUGAAUGGAAUCAAGUAGCUAAGCAUGUUGGUGGUCAUAGAACAGAUUCACAGUGUCAGCAUCGGUGGGAGCGCGUUUUAAAUCCAAGUAUUGUGAAGGGACCAUGGACAAACGAAGAAGAUAAUAAAGUUCGUGAAUUAGUGGAAAAAUAUGGAGCACGUCAAUGGAGUUUAAUUGCAAAACAUUUAACAGGAAGAGUUGGAAAGCAAUGUCGUGAACGGUGGCACAAUCAUCUAAAUCCAAAUAUCAAUAAGGCACCGUGGACAGAUAAAGAAAAUUUACUUAUUUAUGUUUUACAUAAACAUUUGGGUAAUAAAUGGGCUGAAAUAGCCCGUUAUCUGAUUGGGCGUUCUGAUAAUGCAAUUAAAAAUCAUUGGAAUUCAUCAAUGAGAAAAAAGUUUCAAUUACAAGAGGAAAAUUUGAUUAGACAAGGUCUGGAUUGGACAGCAAUGUUACCGAAUGAUUUCAAAUGUCCAGUUCCACUCCAGACUAGCUGUUCAUUAAAAUCAACAUCAUCGAACCACAGCACAUCAUCAGCAUCUUCAAUAAGAGCACCUUUGGGUGUUUUAACAAAUAUUUGUCAACCAAGCUACCACUCUAUUCAGAUACAUCCUUCACUUUCGCCAAAGAUGACUAGCAUCAAACACUCACCGACGGCAUUGUCUCUUAGUCAACAUUUUAAUCAACCAACACAAACCAUAUCUCAUACUCCUUAUGUUAUCCAACCAGACUCAGGACAUAUUAUUGAAACAAACAGUUAUACGAAAAGUUUAACGUCGGUUUGUCCAAACCCUAGCAACAGUGCUUGCGCUUUCUCAUCAGCAACACCCAACAAUCAACUGUCAUCAAGAACAUAUGAUUAUUCUCCUUCAUGUAGUUUUGCAUCUAAACCAAAACAGUUACCACGGCAAAAUUCGUAUUCAUCACAGCCUAAUCUAUUGAGUUCCAGCCAACAAUGUUCGUCUCAAACAUCAAUACAAUCAGAUGAAUUAGCUCAAUUACUGUACUGUACACCUCCUUCACCUCCGAAAGAAUUACCUAUGUUAUCCAGUUACACAUCAUUAGAUCUUCCUCAACAAUCACAAGAUCAUUCUCAUGCACAUAUUCAUCAACAAGCACCUCGAUCGGUUUCUCUACCCGUUGAUCGACAUCAUUCUUAUUUAUUUUAUGGUGAAGAUAUCAAUAAUCGUUCGCAAGCAUCAAACAAACAUUCAACAUUUGAUGAUCAUAUCAUGUUUGUGAACAACAAUAUGAACAGUGAUCCGUUCUUGAUGGAUUUUUGUAUAUUGAACAAUGACGAAAUUGUUAUAGUCAAAGAAGAAGAUAAAUUUCCACUGAUAUCAACUCAUCAAGCAACAUCGUCAUCGACGACGCAUGAUCGUAAAUCACCUCACAUUAAAUCAAAUUCAGCGUCACCAUCAAAAAAUAAAGUUUUAAAUACACCAAAACGGCUGGAUCACCCACGACGUACAAUUUUAACCCCUAGUCCGAAAGAAUUUGAUAAUGGAAACAUUGCAACAUUCUCUUUGUCAGAACUUCUCCAGUCUCAGCCAAUACAGUUACCUAAUUCAAAUAGAAACAUGAAUCCAAAAGAAAAUUCUGUUACUGCACGAAAACGUCGAAUCGUUCAUAAGCCAUUAUGCACCUCACAUAAUAAUUCAUUGUCAUCGUCGGGUGUAGUCGUUGAACAAAAACAAUUAACUAUAAAAAGAGCGCGAAAACGUCAAAAAACACGAUUACAGUCUCCAACACGACCAAUACAAUUUGAUUCAUCAAAAGAGUUAAAGAAUUUAUUUGGUGUAUGUUGA
Messenger RNA from Didymodactylos carnosus, 2001 nucleotides. The record is from the annotation of a GenBank genome assembly. NCBI's taxonomy places the organism in Eukaryota, Metazoa, Rotifera, Eurotatoria, Philodinida, Philodinidae.